Molecule: messenger RNA, 489 nt
Organism: Cucurbita pepo subsp. pepo (vegetable marrow)
Lineage: Eukaryota; Viridiplantae; Streptophyta; Magnoliopsida; Cucurbitales; Cucurbitaceae
Source: RefSeq, a predicted model, not a curated record
AUGGCGGAGAGGAAGGGGCGUAGAGCACAAAUUGUAAUGAAAAUGGCAACGAGGGUGAGGUAUGGCAGCUCGGAGGUGGCGCCGAAAUACACCGCUUGUGCAAUAUGUUUGGAGGAGUUUGAGAAUGGCGAGGAUUGCCAGAUUUUUGUGGGCUUCAUAGGCGCCACCCAAACCCACCGUGACAAUGGACACGGCAUGGCGACGAGAGCGGCGACCAGGGUGGCCACCGUGAACCCUGAGGAAUUGAAUCAUCAGAUUCAUAGGGCGAUGGAGAAACUGACGAUGCCAUUGGUAGAUUAUGGUUGCAAGGAGAAUGAUGGGGAAGUGGCGGGGUCGGAGUUGAACGAAUGUGCGAUAUGCUUGGAGGCGUUUGGGAACAGAGUUUCGUGCAGAGUUUUCCCUAAUUGCAAGCAUAUGUUCCAUACGCAUUGCAUUAUAAAAUGGUUGGGGAUUAAUCUAACUUGUCCCAUUUGUCGAACCCACUUGUAA